Messenger RNA from Nomia melanderi (Alkali bee), 3695 nucleotides. It is a transcript of the gene nito, whose product is annotated as RNA-binding protein spenito. The record is from RefSeq and is a predicted model, not a curated record. NCBI's taxonomy places the organism in Eukaryota, Metazoa, Arthropoda, Insecta, Hymenoptera, Halictidae. Gene Ontology annotation, molecular function: RNA binding.
AUUUCUUCGGUAAAUAUCAUUGAACAGGUCUCUUCGUUUUAUCAACGGAAACGUAUUUGCACAUCAAUUUGUAAAUCAAUAGUUUGCAAAUACAAGUAUUGCCCUGAAUACGUAUACCAUUAAAACAACAAUAAUUUAGAAAAAAGAAAUUGUGAAUAUAAAGGUUUAAAAAAAUUCAUGAUUAGAUGAUUACUUCGAUUUCUAUGGAAUUCGUUUUGGCUCAUAAGGAAAUUCCGGAAGUGAAGUAACGAAAGAAGAAAGUCGCCAUUUUGUGUUCGUCGAGAAGGAUAAAGACUGUGAAUGACGGCUUGACUGAGCUGAAUAGCCUUCGUUUAAUUAUCGUUCCUUUGUUUUUUCUUCCAUCAUUCGUUCGGCUGUGCCGUGUUAAACAGCGUUGAUGAUUGGGAUUCCGCGUGACGAUCGACAUAAGAUCACGGUUAAAAUCCGCAACAAUAUGAAAAGGAGUUCUAGUCGAGACACUCCACCUCCUCGCGUCAAACGAAGCAGAUCCUCCAUGGGACGAUACGAUGAUUCUAGCGACGAAAGAAUAACACCUGAAAGAAUCCGUCGUCGCAGUAGAGGUGCAAGAAGCCCAAGUCCCCCAACACGUGCCUCGUCUCAUGCUCGUUAUGUAGAAUCUAGUUCUCACAGGGAUGAUUAUUUAAGAGCACCCAGAGAGUUACCUCCGGAACGCCCUUACAGUUACAAAGUACUUUGUAUCAGUUCAAUUCAUCCGAAAGCAAGCGAUGAAGUGAUUAAAGAUACUCUUUAUAGAGAAUACAAGAAAUUCGGGGAUUUCUCUAUUAGAAUUUCUCAUGAAUUAGAUGAGCGCGUUGCAUACGUUUGUUUUAGAAGUUCAGAAGAUGCUAGAGAUGCAAAACAUGCAAAACCAAGAAUUAUUAUGUACGACAAAGUGGCACUUGUCGAACCAGUUUAUGAGAGACCCGACACCUACCGUCGUCCAAGGUCGAUUACGCCGCCUGAUUAUGAAAGAUAUUAUGCUAGAAGCCCUGGUCCAACAGAUAGACAUAGACCUUUGGAAAGAUACGAAAGAGUUUAUGGACCUCCAGUUGGAUUGCCUCCACCACACAGAGAAAUGAGACGCGAGACAAUUCCUCCACCUCAUCAUGAUUUUGUAAGACCACCGAUUCAUCAUGGUCCCCCUCACGUUCAUCCUGGUGGUCCCCCGCAUCACUACGGGCCUCCAAGACAUAUGAUGAUACGUCAUCCAGUUCAUGGAUUUGAACGCGUGGAGAACAAAAAAGACAAAUUUCCCAAUUACUUGCAUCAUGUUUCACCGGAAGACGAUCCACUGGCAACAAGGACUCUUUUUGCAGGAAACUUAGAAAUCAAUAUCACGGAAGAGGAAUUAAGGAGAAUUUUUAGUAAAUAUGGAAUUGUUGAUGAUAUUGAUAUCAAAAGACCCCCACCAGGAACAGGGAAUGCUUAUGCUUUUGUCAGAUUUCAAACUUUAGACAUGGCACACAGAUGUAAAGUUGAAUUAUCUGGGCAAUAUAUUGGAAAAUUCCAAUGCAAGAUUGGUUAUGGAAAAGCUACUCCUACUACAAGAAUUUGGGUCGGUGGUUUAGGACCAUGGACCUCUGUACCACAAUUAGAAAGAGAAUUUGAUCGAUUUGGAGCUAUAAAGAAAAUUGAUUACAUAAAAGGCGACAGCAAUGCUUACAUUCUGUAUGAUUCAAUUGAUGCGGCUCAAGCUGCUGUAAAAGAAAUGAGAGGUUUUCCUUUAGGUGGCCCAGACAGAAGAUUAAGAGUAGAUUUCGCAGAUGUAACACCGGGAUUUGGAUUCAAACCUAGGCCUUACCCGGAAGAAAGUGGAGAAUUCCGACCAAGACCAGUUGAUUAUGAGUCCUCUUAUGAUCCGUAUGGGCCAGAUAGCGACUUCGGCUAUGGACCAAGAGGACUCAGAGGUAGGGGAUCUGCUCCAUGGCAUGAGAGGAGAGGUGGAGGAAGAGGUGGUUACCGUGGAACUUAUCCAGAAAGUUAUGUAAGAGAUGAAGCUGAUUGGUCUAGUCGUAGACCACCCCCAGAGUUAGAAUAUGAAGCUCCGAGAAGCUUACGUCGGUCUCUGUCGCGGGAACCUGGUGUAGAUAGAUCACGAUCACGGUCUCCUCGUAGAAGGCAAAUAGAUUCAGAUUCAGAUUCAGAAAAUACUCGUACAGGAAUGCUUUCUACGUCUCGAACAUUACCUGAAGUUGCUAGAAAAUCAAUAGCUGUAUGGCAGGGAGCAUUAAUUUUAAAGAAUUCUCUAUUUCCAGCCAAAUUUCACUUAACCGAUGGCGAUACAGAAAUCAUUGAAGCUUUAAUGAAAGAUGAGGAUGGAAAACAUAUGUUAAGAAUUACACAGAGAUUACGUUUAGAUCAACCAAAAUUAGAUGAUGUUUCAAAAAGAAUUCAAACUUCCAGUUCACAUGCGAUUUUCUUAGGAUUGGCUGGUUCAAGUACAGUUAUUUCUACAGAUGACGCUAAUGUACAAACAAGACCACUGCGUAAUUUAGUGUCAUACUUGAAGCAAAAAGAAGCAGCAGGAGUUAUUUCGCUACUUAACAAAGACACAGAGGGUACUGGAGUUCUUUAUGCAUUUCCACCUUGUGCAUUUUCUACAGAGUUAUUGAAAAGAACCUGUCCAAGCCUCAGUGAAGAAGGACUCAAAGAGGAUCAUCUGGUAAUCGUCGUUGUUAAGGGGGGUAGCGCCUAAGUUUUCUUCAUGGUCAAGGUUUUAAAUUUACAUAUAUACAUAUGUAUGUAUGUAUGCGUGUAUAUAUAUGUGUGUGUGUGUACAUAUAUAUGUGUAUAUAAAUGUGUGUGCGUAUGUGUGUAUGUAUGUAUAUAUACACAUGUAUUUCAUAUAAUUAUAUGUACAUAUAUAUAUGUAUAUACACGAAUGUGUGUACAUGCGUAUGUAUGAGUGUCUGUGCUUGUAUAUACAGACUGAAGUGUUUAGUUACUCUCGCUUUAAAUAUAUUAUUUUCAAUUUUUUAAAAACUGCUUCAUAUAGAACAUGAAUAUGAGUUUUGAAAAAUUUAUGUAAGUAAAUCAUAAUGUUUUUACGAUACUUAUUAAAAUCAACAUUUUGGUAAGAUUUUUUUUUAGUUCUAUAUUGAGAAGGUGAAUGUUGUCAAGAUUAUUAAAAAUUAUGCAUUCUGCAUAAUGCAAUAAGAUCAUUUUAUUUUAAAAAUAUAUAUAAUGUAAGUUAAAUUUAUUAAAUACCAUAUUUACUGUACCAAAAAACAGUGGUCAUCUAUAAUAGAAAGUAAUAAAAUUAUUUGUUGAGGUGCAAACACAAAUCAAAUUACGUUAUAUGUUCAAAUUAAAAGAAUCAGAAAUUUGAUGUAUUUAAUGUUAGAACUUCCUGGAAGAUAAAUUGAUUCUAUGUGAAUAAUUUUUUAUAAUUGCAUACAAACAAAGUAGAAGACGCUAAACACAUAAGUCUAUAUAUACACUGAAAACAUAAAAUUUUUCUGAAUCUGAAUUGCUGAAAAAUGUUUAAACAAUAAUAAGGAUAAUAGAAAAGAUCGAAUGUAAUAUAUUUUCCAAAUUGUUUGCUAUCUAUUUAUAUUAUCAUUUGACAAGUAUAUUUUUAUUUUUCUUCAGUAUUUUAAAAACUACAUAACUAUAUUAAAAAGCAGUUCAGUAUUCUAUAAGUUUUGACAGAACAUAUAAUUAAGUUAUUCUAA